Messenger RNA from Adineta ricciae, 702 nucleotides. The record is from the annotation of a GenBank genome assembly. Lineage: Eukaryota; Metazoa; Rotifera; Eurotatoria; Adinetida; Adinetidae.
AUGGCCACUACAACAACGAUGAAUCCCUACCGGGCACAUGAUUCAUCUGUUUCAGUGUAUCAAGUUCCCGAAUUUGUCGUCGGCGGUGAAAAAAUGUUAUUUCACGCAUUAUAUGGAAAUGAAGCUUAUGAAAAACUACCCCAUCAAGCACAAGAUUGGAAGAUCAUGCAAGUCAUCAACAACAAAAUUCGCGACGAUAUCGUGAAAAAAUACGCUCAGUACACAAAACGUGUUAAUGGGGAAAUGAUUAAAGUUAUGUACGAAUGGUUCGAACGUGGCGAUCGUCGAAGUCGUCAACAAUCCUCGUACGGUUCUCAAAGAGACAAACAUUUUCGUCUCGAAAUUAACAAAGAUACAUUUGAUCGAUACAAUGAUCGAUUACCACAUGUUCGUCGUUUAACAUUUGAACAAUUCUGUGAAUUGUUAGCUCCGAUAAUCACAGGUCAAUACAAUGAUUAUCAACUACGAAAAACGUUCGAAAAAUUGGAUUCGGAUAGCGAUGGUUACUUAAAUCAACAAGAAAUCGAAAAUCUUCUUCUUGUUGUCGGUCGAGCUGAGUCGAAUUACAAAGUUUAUGAUAUGAUUUCGCAAUUAUCAUCACGAGGAAAGCUGAAUUUUGAAGAAUUCAAGCGAUUUAUUAAUGAUGGCUUUGCGCGUGAACUGUUAAUGCCAUCCUAUGAUAAUGAAUAUGGAAGUCGUUAA